Paramecium pentaurelia is the source of this 1186-nucleotide messenger RNA. Lineage: Eukaryota; Ciliophora; Oligohymenophorea; Peniculida; Parameciidae. The record is from the annotation of a GenBank genome assembly.
AUGAUUUAUUUAUUAUUAUUUAAUCCUUAUAAUUUGUUCCUUAUAAGAACACUUCCUAUUAAAAAUAGAAUAAUUUAUAUUAUUGAAUUCAAAUACUUGUAUUUAAUAAAUAAAUAAUAAAAAUAAUAGUAUCAGAGUCUAAUUAUUAGUAGCAAUAACCUUUAUCUAAAAAUAUCCUUACUAUGUGUUAAUAAUAUUUAGAAUUUGGAUCAUAAUACAAAGAAAUUAGGAUGGAGAAAAGUGAUUGAAAAAUUGAAUUAAAGUUAAAAUAAAAACUUUAGAUUAUUGAAUAACUCAUCUCAAAGUAAUCUAGAGCAAUUAGUAAUUGUGAUUGUAAAUUAAAUAUAUACUCUUUAAUUGAUAAUUAAUAGUUUCAAGUUAAAUUGAUAGAAUGAAAAAUUGAAUUUGGUGAACUAUAACUUUUUUGAAGUGUUGGAAUACAUUUUAUAAUAAAAAAUUUUCAUAUAAUUUAAGUAGUCCAACUUUUGAAGAGAAUAUUAGAAAUAUUAUAAGAGAUUACCAUUCUAAGUGGAUAGUUUAUUUAGAAUAAAAACUAACUUAACUUAAAGAAUUCAAUCAAUGGAAAUCUUGUUAUGAGAAAAUAAAAUUGAUUGAAAAAUAAGAAAAAACGUAAAUUAUUUAAUUUAAAUAAUAAUUUAAAGUUGCAACUAAUAAAAAUGAUGAAAAUUAAUAAGAAGCUCAAUAAUUUUAAUAUGAAAGUUAUUAAAUGAAUAAAGAUAAUCAUUAUUAAAAUAUUAUUUAUAUUGGAUAUAAGGAUUAAGGGAAGACAAAAUUAAUAGAUGCAUUUUUUAAUUAUUAUAAUGAAUGUAAUUUUGAUGAUGAUUUUAGAUUAAAAAUUUCAUAGAAUAAAUCAAAAACUUUUAAUUUAUUAUUCAUUUUCCUUUUAAAUAUUGAUUCAAUCGAUUUUAAUAAUUUUAAAAAAUUUUUUUUUCUGAUUUUGUAAAAUAUUUCUAUAUUUCUUAAAGAAGUAGUUAAGAAUUAUAAAAAAUUUGUGUAAAUUAUAAAUUUAAUAAAAAUAAUUUUCAAUAAAUUCAAAAAAUUAUAAAAUUGGACUAAUUGCUUCUUUACUUUAUUUUAAAUGAAAUUAUAAUAUGAAACUAGAUUUAAUAGAUAUAUAAGAUAAGAUUUCACUAUUCUUUUAUAAUUAUAAUAAAUUAGAUUUUGA